AUGAUUCUCGUCUCUCUCUUGAUCAUAUCCACUCGUGCUUGUACCAAUACUGCAAACACCGGUUGGAGCAAUGAUUACCAAAAGACCCUCAUAACAACAACCAAUUCCAUUUCAAAAGUGGAUCUCACAACAGUGUGUCCAAAGAUUGACCCAGCAAAGGUUCCAGGUUUAACUCCCUAUUAAUACCUGAGUUCCAACAGCUGUCUUGGAUACAAGGGUCCAUUGGGUCCUUACGGGCCUCUAUCAUCAAUAGGUCCUUUGUCUAAUCCAUUUUGGUAUCUAACCACCUAUUUGGACAAAAUCUUUUUCCCUACUAAUUUAGUGGAAUUAUAUUAAUGGGCUCAAUAUUAACCAGGAGCCCCUAUGUCGAAGGACGGACCAUUAGGUUAUAAAGGUCCAUUGGCAACAACACAAUAUUAUGGUUAAUAAGAUCCAGGGAAAACCUUAUUUGAAACUAAUGAUUUUGCUGUCUAAUUAAGAGCCUUUGGUUUAUGGUCAGCACUUGGUCCGAUAGGGCCAUUAGGACCUCUGGGACCACUGGGACCAUUAGGACCCAUAGGAGCUCAUGGAUACAACGUUGAUCUUAAUGGGAAUUAUAUUAAUGGAACAAAUAUAGUAAACUCAGUUACCAUAGAUUAUGAUGGCAGUAGUACUAGAACAUAUCCUUUGUAUGAAUUUUAUCAGAGCAGUUACGCUAAGACCAUUUAGUUGGAUACUUCAUUUCUAGUUGAGAAUGAUGUUUGUUAAAGUGAUGAUGCUUAUCAUAUUGGUUCUCAACCCUUCAAUUAGAUAGUUACAUUUGUUUUGACUCCUCUGGCAGUAUUAGACUCUUACUCCUUGAUUUUACGAGAGAAAGAUGGUAGAGUGAUAGCUUAAUCAAAUGCAGAGAACUACAUUCAAACCAUAUAGUUGAAUGUGAAGAUGAAUACUUAACUUACUAUUGAAGUCCAUCCUAUGAUAUUGCAUAAAAGUGUUGGAUCAUACAGAUUGUUCGUGACUGGAUCAACAUAAUAUAUUACUCAGUACAAUAUAUCUGGGAAUCAGAUUUUAUUCAAUUGA
This is a messenger RNA of Paramecium octaurelia, 1059 nucleotides long. Lineage: Eukaryota; Ciliophora; Oligohymenophorea; Peniculida; Parameciidae. The record is from the annotation of a GenBank genome assembly.